Messenger RNA from Phyllopteryx taeniolatus (common seadragon), 7654 nucleotides. RefSeq names its product bromo adjacent homology domain-containing 1 protein. Gene Ontology annotation, molecular function: chromatin binding. Lineage: Eukaryota; Metazoa; Chordata; Actinopteri; Syngnathiformes; Syngnathidae. The record is from RefSeq and is a predicted model, not a curated record. The transcript has 8 exons. The coding region runs from base 1083 to 3518 and encodes 811 amino acids.
CUUUUUGGGGAUGUGGGAGGAAACCGGAGUACCCGGAGAAAACUCAUGCAAACUCCAAACAGAUGAGGCUGGACUUGAACCAUGGUGCUCAGAACUGUGAGGCAGAUGUGCUAACCAGUAGGGCACCGUGCCACCACGUUCGAUUUUUUUUUUUUCAUGUAAAAUGUGUGCCUUGGCUUGACACACCUUAUUUCACCCAAACAAAAGGUGGAAAAGUGACAUGCACACAGGUGGAGUAAGUACACAAGGACUCGGGUCCAGUGACGUCACAGUGGCGCCCUCCUGCGAAGUUACCAGGGCGGGUCGUGCGCCAACCCCACGGUCUCGUCACGCGUGGAUACCCCUUUAAAAGGCUAACCAUGUUGCCAUCACAUGCUCCGGCGGCGCGCGAGUAGGAUGUAGACGUCCCUUCUUCUUCUUCACCUUCUUCUUUCUGAACAUUAGGGGAGGGGGAGCCAGGAAUCACGCACCAGCCCGGAGACUUUUUCACAUUCGGAUUCCGGCGGAGCCUGGCUGUCUGCCGCCCGGGCUGUUGUUCCGCACGCUGGCCGCGAGAGGCUCCGUGUAGCGGCUACAAGCGAGCCGAGCUGGCCGAGCUGGGCUGGCGGUUCCUGGGAUCGCUGGAAGUGGUGGAAGCGCCGUUGACCCGAGCUCCGAGUUGUUGGAAAGACGAAGUUCGAAAAAUCGAUCGAUCGAGCGGAAGAGGGCUCGUUGGAUCGGAUUAUUGGGAAGCGGUGCCCCCGGCCGGCUGGACCCUCGCGCCAAGGAGCUUGAAACGGCUGCGAGGCUCAACUCCAUCGCGUUUGCUUCAACGAGCAACCAGGAAGAACACACUCGUGCACGCGCACGUCCACAACGCCACCGAGCGUCCUCCACUCCUCCCCAGCUCUCCCAGUCAGGGGGGCCGUGCCAUCAUCGCACCAGUCCGGUUCCUUCGCCUCGCUCCCGGGCGCAGGCUCUCGACGCCCCCCGCAACCCCCCACCCCACCACCCGCCCACCGGCAAGGCAGCAGGAAGUGCGGCGGUAAGUUGUCGCCUCGAUCGCGGUCGUCGCCAACUUGGGCUGCCUCCAGAAGCAUGUGAUGACCCACACCAGGCUUAAGGGUUCCGGCCGGGACCGCCACCCUCCGCGGCCACACGGCGACGCUAUGGGCGGGGACCAGGCCGAGCGUGCCCUCCGCUUUGGCCGGACAAAGAAGAUCGGCGAGGUCACCCGGCGAAGGAAAAAUGACAAAGCGAUGAAGGACAAGAGGGCCAGUAAAGCGGAGGAAAAGAAGUGGGACAGGAAAUUGUAUCCUCUGCGAGGGAGGCUUGGAGAGGGCCUCAGCUGCCACGUCCUCCUCACGAGGUUGGAGGAAAGCAUCCGAAAGAAGGCUGAAGAGAGAUCUCUCAAAGACAAGUCCAGGAAAGGGAAGCAAGCCGAGGCCAAGUUAGCAUCUAAAGUCAAAUCAAUGUUUUCAAGCACUCACAUUUCGCAACCCCGCAAGCGACGCCUGGCCUCCCUCAACGCCGAGGCCGUCAAUAGUCUGCUCCUGGAAAGAGCCACCGACUUCCAACUGGCAGCCAAGUUGGCCAAAAGACACCAGGAGGAACCCGUCAAUGGAGGAGGUUCCCGGGAUGUAGCGGCACCUCCGAAGGCCUCCCGAUGGACCGUCUCUAAACCGUGCCCGUCCCGUAAAUUUGACCAAUUGUCCAAAAAGGUCAACAAAGCCAGGAGCACCAGAGUAGACGUGAAUCGAGCCUUGAGUUUGGAGAUUCUGGAUACGCCGACGCCAAGGCGACUGGCCGGACUCAACGCUGCCGCCCUGCUGAAGUUGACCAGCUCAUCUGCUGUGUCUAAGCAACGUGUCAAGACCGUACCUACCGCUACCACCACGUCGGACUGCAAGACACCUGCCCUGAUCCAGACUCAAAAACAGCCCCCCAGAGUCAAACACAAAGAGUGCUUCCAAAAGCAAAAAGAGGCUCCGGUGAAGGCCUCCCUCAUGCACUGCAGCUGCAGAGCCUGCAAGGAGAAGGCCGACUUUGAGCCCAAAGUGGAGUGGGAGUCCGGCAACCACGUUCUGGCCAAACCGGGCUACCAGUCCCGGAGCAUGUUAGGCUACUCCCUCAAGAACGUGAAGGAAGAGCAGCUGGAAACUGAGCUGAGCCCCUGCUACUGCUGCCCCCCUCAGGACUCUGUGGAGUACUGCCACCGCCUGGCCUUCUUCCUGAGCCACCCCGAGUCGGGCGACCGUGGCUCCCUGGGCUCGGGGGGCACCCCCGUUAAACACGAGUGCCUGGUGACCACGCAGUCCCUGACGCACUCCCACCCGACGCUCACCCUCAGCCCCCAUCCCUGCCUGUGCUACUACGUCCACAUCGCCCCACACCCGCCGCCGGCCCACACGGCGAUGUCGGCGACACUCGCUCCACGGUCUCUGAACUUUGCACCACCCACCUUGUGCCCCAGCCGGACGACGGCCUCUAAGCUGCCGCCUGGCCCCCGCGUCACCCACACCUCGGGCGUGCCUCACCCGGCCUGCUGCAACUCGAUGGCGUCACCAUGUUACGGGGCCGCCUGCGGCAUGGGCGGCUACACCUGCAGAGCCAUACCCCCCGUCACCAGCAGGGGGUGCGCUUUCAGCGCAGGGUGCACCGGAUGCUCCCAUGCCAUCAAAACAGAGACGUACUCCUCUCCUCAGGGUGACCACAGCCCCUCCAUUCUGGCGCCGCCGUCCUUGCCUCUCGCCAGCUGCCCUUUAUCCAGCGUGCCCACUUCCACCCAGACUACUAACCCCCACCUGCUCACCCCACCGUCAGGGCGCGAGCAGCAUCAGCAGCAUCGGCCGCCACCCCGGGCACGGCUAAAAGCGGCCGCCGACCUCCCGUCCGCCGCCUCCGACGGAGACCAAAGCUCCGGGCCUCGGUCACCUCAGCAAAAGAGAAUCAGCCGCAGACGUGCCACCAACGGAUGGCGGCCUGUGGGGGUCCCCACGGAGAAAGAGGUUUUCAUCGCGGGGGAGGACGAGACGGCACCCAGGCAGUGCUACGAGGGCGUGGAGAGGGACGGCGAGGUGAUCCGCGUUCGAGACACGGUGCUGCUGCGCUCGGGCCCCAGGAAGAAGUCCCUGCCUUACGUGGCCAAGAUAUCAGCGCUGUGGGAGGAUCCCAAAACCGGGGAGCUGAUGAUGAGUCUUUUCUGGUACUACCGACCGGAGCACACGCAGGGAGGCCGAGACCCCAGCACACACUGCGAGAACGAGAUCUUUGCCUCUCGACAUCAGGACGAGAACAGCGUGGCCUGCAUUGAAGACAGAUGCUAUGUUCUCCCGCUAGCCCAGUACUGCAGAUAUUGUGCCUUGAUGAAGCGUCGUUCCGAAGGUGCCCUACCCGACGGCAGCGUGGUGCCCCGCUGUCCGGACUUUGCCCCGCCCUCCCACCGCUGUGUGCCCACAGAUGUGGACCCCGAGCUGGUCUACGUCUGCCGCCACGUCUACGACUUCCGCUACGGACGCCUCCUGAAGAACCUGCAGUAGAAGUGGGAUGCGGCAGCAAUCUUGUCUUUCCUGCGGUAUUGUCAUUACUAGGCAUGGGACGGUAUCGGAUUGUCACGUUAUGAUAACCAUGAGCAAAAAAUCUCGUGCUUUCAUGGUAUUGCAAUUACAGCUCUAAGAUUUUUCCAUUGAACGUGCUCCGUAGGUGCAUUAGUGAAUAUAACAAGAAAAGAAACUCUUGAAUUUCUCAGCAAAUGAGUAGCUACUUCUCUGCUCUUUACAGCUCCGUGAAGUUAUGUCAGCGUGGAAACUAACUGAUACGUUAGCCAUCCUAGUUAGCUCGCUAUCUGCCCCGGUAGCGAGUCUAUCGUAUUUAUUUCCUCAAUUGUAGACACGCUCCGUCUCAGAACUGAUUCCCAAAAUUCAUUUCAGGACAGUGUUGGAUUCGUAUAUCAUCAGCGUUAGCUCGAAUUUGACGGUGCGAUCGGCGGUGCUCUCGUAAAUAUGAUAUCACAUUGCAAGUAUUGCCUUCAAUACUUCAACACUUCAUAAGCACGUUUUGCAUAUCCUUCCGAGCUUUUUUGACAGCUUGCAAAAGUUGUCGGGCUCACUGACCAACAAUGGGAGGGAGGAAAAAUCGUGUCAUUUCUCCGGCACCGAUGACUCAUAUUAAAAAAAACAGCUCAUACCGCUGAUGGAAAGAGUAAGUAGUUCUGAAUUAUUUUGAAACCAUGCUAUACCUUGAACCUGGUAACUGGCCCAUGCCUAGUCAUUACAGAUGUUAAGAUUAAAGCAACAUAAACUCUGUGCGGCGGGAACAUUUACAUUAUAGCGACAGCGCUUACGCCGGCGUCGUGUACGGUGGUGACAUUGCGACCAUGCUGCGGCAACAUUGCCGUUGCGCGCGGCGGUGAUGAUGCUGCGACAUUGCCGAUGUAGGCGUCGGGGUGACAUUGCUGACGUUGAUGUCGUUGCGGCGACAUUGCUGACGUUGGUGGCAGUGACAUUGUCGUUACUGCGACAUUCCCAACUUUGGCGAUGCAGCGACAGAAUUGAUGUCGCACUGUUGAGGCACUCAUGAAUGAAUCAUGCCGUCACCACUGGGGGUAAGGAACCGACAAGUGAUGCUAAUUCUAAGGCCCUGUGACUGACAGGAGCUCAACAAAAUCGAAUUUUCAAUUUGCAGCAAGUAGCAAGUGGCCCAAAAGUUUUUUUUCACCCUGGUCAACCCCCCAAAGGAAUGAUGAUGUGUGGAAAAAGCAAAGCACAGAGCUCUAUAGCCAGCCGAAGAGGUUACAUUCAAAUUGUUGUACAACGUCUCGGUCAGGUCGCUUGUAUUUUCUGCUUCCAUUGAAUCGGACGCGCACACCACCCCCCCCCCCCCCCCCCCCCCCCCUUCCCCCUUGCCUGCCAGGCAUGCUGAGCACCAGGCCGAUUUGGGCGACUGUCUAUCGCAUGUCUCCCCCCCCAAAGCACCUUAACACCGUGUUUGUUCCGUUUGUAAGCCAGUGGCGUAGGUUCCAACACUGAACCUCUUCUGAAGGAGGAGCUAAUGGACAGUUGUGUGUGUGUGUGUGUUUGUGUGUGCGUGUGCGCACGUGUUGUCAGUGUGGACAAAUGUGGGAAUGUGUGGAAGUUUGUUUUUUUUCGUUCCAGAGAGGCUUUCAGGCAAUCAAACCAAACAAAAGCAGUUUUUUUUACAUGAAGCCAAUCCCUCGGCGCUGCUCACUCUGUCUGACGGUUGUUUUUAAUAGUUUUUGUUUUCUCUUCUCUCCGAACGUUUAUCCACACAAUCUUCAUGUCAGACCAAAGUCCACACAAGAUGUCUCACUAACUUCAGAUAGCAUCUCCUGGGUGUCUUUUUUUUUGUUGUUUUUUUGUUUUUCCCCACAAAAGGGUCCAACAGUGAAAGAGCUUAGUCAUGCAGUUUUUCGCAACCUUUAUUGAGCCAAUGCACAUAUUUUAAUGACAAAAAUCUCACAGCACAUCACCAAACACUACUUAAAUAAUGAUGAUGUCUGAUUGACUUCACAGAUUGAUUGGCAGUUGAACACAAAGCUAAUAUUCAAUUGUGUGAAUGUGUGAAAUUUACCUUCUGCUAUCUAGUGGAAGAGCGUCAUUAUAUUGAAUCUUUCUGCCUGCCACUGUACAGUACGUUGCUGACAUGGAUGAACAACAAUACAUUGUUUGUUGUAAAUAAAUAAUCAUUUGCGGAGCAGUCAAAUGAAAUUGAAUAAUUUCCUAUGGCUGUGCAGUAAGUGCAAAAUUGAAUGAACUAGACCUGGAAACACAAGCCAGAUUUUCCGUUUCAAAAUACAUUGCUUGAUUUUAUUAUAAUUUUUUAAAUAUAUAUAUAUUUAAUAUAAUACGAAUUGAUAAAUGCAGCGUCAAAUUUGACGUUGAAAAACUUUGCUGCCGAUGAUUCGAUUGCUUUGGUCUGAACGCCCUACCGUCUUCUAGCUUUAGCAUCUGGUUCGAAAGCCUUGUUAAAAUUGCACUAAACCGUUCCUAAAAACCAUUUUGUGGUCGGGCAGGAAGAGGGACGUCGUAAAGAUGUCUGCUUUUGUUACAAUUGUACCACUGCUCCAAUGGGUCGUAUAUGACUGAAGCCAUUCCUUAUGAAAAUAUAGUACUUAGUAUUUUAAGCCAUUGUUGUGCGUUGGAGUGAGCAUGAAUCUGGCCCCAAUCAGAUCCUGAUCAUGUGUCGUAUUGAUCCUUAUGAAGCCCUCAUUAAGUCAGAAUAUUUGAAGUUACUUUCCUAUUAUGGCACAUGCAAUAUAUUUUUAGAUAACUAGUUUAUCCUCUGUGGGCUGUAAAGCAACUUAACAAUUGUAUUUAAUUUCAUUGACAUUUUCUGUGAAAUUAACAUUAUAAAAAAAAAAACUAAGUGUACAUAUUUAAUCCAAGCACUGUUUGAAUAGACACAUAGUGUAGUAUUUUUGCAAGAUCUGUAUUAAUUCUAUUUAUGGUAAGGAUAUUUAAAUGGAGUCAAGUGUAUAAUAUACUUAAAGGGUCAAUUUAACUUAUUGGGGGCAUGCUUUGUGGAAUUGAUGAUCUGCUUUGAUGGAUGGAAAUUCUUUUUUAAUGUAUACAAUAAAGCGAAAUUUUUUUGUUUUUUUCAUUAAAAAAAAAAUGCAUCAUGAAUAAACUAUACAACUAACAAAAUAAUCAUCAGUAUGCACUUACGGAGGUGCAGCAAGCACAAACCUCACUGAAUGAAAUUUACGACAAACAAAAUGCACAUCGGUCAUUAUCACUAUUGGAGGAAAUUUUCAAAUUCCCUUCUCAGGGGGGGAAUUUUUUAUUUUAUUCUAUUUUUUUAAAAUAAACUCUUCCACCAGAAUUGUCAUACCAACCCACACGCUCUCAUUUCACAGCCUUCGUCUUGUAACUGAGGAUGAGAGAUGAGAUGUUUCUUUUUUUUCUUUUUUGUCAUGUCACACAGGAAGUGUUGGGAGUCAAAAUGAAAGCAUACUGCGGUCCGCACCGAUGCUUCUCGUGGACGUUUAUUUUGAUAUAUUUGGAAAAAGCGUUGGUGCGGAAGGGAUAUAAAAAUGAAUAACAACAAAAAAAUGUUUAGAUAUUUUUGCAGUAGAGCUGUGUCUAUCAGAUAUUAUUGUCACUUUUUUGUCGCUCCCUGAAAGAUCUGUUGGAUUAAUGUAACAUCCCUACUGAUUUUAAUGUUGCAUUGAAAGAAUAUUUAUACAUUUUAAUGAAGUGCUUUGUGAAAAUUCUGUCUCCGCCUUUUUUUUUUUUCCUCCAUUCAACCCAGGAAUGCUCACACUACAAAAUUCUUUAAAAAUUUAGAUUCUAUUUUUUCUGAAGACUUGAUAAAGACUGGAAAGUGUUUUAAACUACGAAAAACAAAAAUGCAUAAUUUGUCUCCAUUCAGUAUAAUGAAGGCCUUAAUGAAGAAUUGUCUUCCCACCCAUCAAAUGUGUAACUAAACAACCAAGUUAUUGUUUUACCUUUCUUUAAAAAGACACCACGUUUCUCUGUCCAUGACUUGAUCAGUGCCUGAAGAUUCAGAGCCACUUUCAAGCAACUACAUAGGCUGAACCACUCAUGCAGAAAUGCCCGCAUCACCAACAGGUGCGACACCCCUGGAAUCAUGUCAAAGCCAAAAGGUAAGCGGAGCUGCAUUGAGUUUUGUUGGAUGCACAUGUUAGCGUUGGUUU